AUGACCGCUGCUGAUGUGCCUUCGCUGGAGCCUCUAGAAUCAACCCCAUUGUUGCGCGGGACUCCAGCUGCCUUUCAUGGAAAUCCCAAUGGACUGGCUUCAGACGACUCACUCCUUUCAAACGAGGUUGACGAAGAAUCCUUGGACCUUGAUCUCGCAAAAGUUCAAUCGAUCCCUCAUGGGGGCGAAAUAGAACCCGGCUUCCCACCAGCCCACCAGGGCAGUGCCAUCGCACCCAGCUACGGCAGUCUGUCAUCAUCGGAAGCGGUGGCAUCCAAAAACAUAUCGAGCAAGGUUUCGGGACAAGCAAACCACUUCAUAAAUGUUACCCCUGCACAGUUCUGGACUAUUUUCGGCGGAAUUCUAUUCUCGUACCUGAUUGCGUUUUUCGACUCGACUUUAAUGGGCUCCAUCCACCCAGUCAUCACAUCUCACUUCAACGCCGCCAACUCCGCCUCGUGGCUCUCGACUGCAUUUCUGCUUACGUGCACGGCCUUUCAACCUGUUAUUGGCCGUCUCUCGGAUACCUUUGGUAGACGGCCUCUCUAUCUCGUUACAAUUUUCAUCUUCUUCGUAACCACGGCUUGGUGCGCGUUGGCGCAGAGUAUGGGGAGUUUCAUUGCCGCAAGGGCAUUUUGUGGCCUUGGGGCCGGUGCGGUGACUUCCCUCGGCAUGAUCAUCAGCUCUGACCUUAUAUGGGUGGAAUACAGAGGAAUCUAUCAGUCUUAUAUCAAUUUAUGCUAUGGGACAGGUGGUUCUCUUGGGCUGGCCUUUGGUGGUGUGUUGGCCGAUUCUUUCGGCUGGAGGGCAGCGUUUGGGAUACAACUUCCUUUCAUCUUCGUGUAUCUAGUUGUAGCUUACUUUACCACCCCUGCAUCCCUUGGGCCGGAGCUGGCGAAGAAUGAAGGAUACACCCUCCGGCAAGCCAUGAAGACUAUCGACAUUAAAGGUUCCGCCUUGCUCGUCGUUUGCGUGACGGCCUUGAUGCUUGGAAUAAACCUGGGAGGAAACGUUUUCUCAUGGAGCCAUCCACUGGUCAUUUCUUCCCUUGUUGUAUCCGGUGUGCUUGUGGCCCUCUUUGUCAAGGUGGAGGCAACAGCCACUCGACCGGCCAUGCCCCUGCCACUACUCCACAGCGCCCCAAGAGCAAAUUUGAUAAUAUCAAAUUUUUUCGGUAACAUCGCCAUAAAUACUGUCCUUUUCAACGCACCCCUCUUCUUCCAGGCGGUGAAACUGGAGUCACCCAGCGCUGCAGGCAUAAGAUUACUGUCUUCUUCCCUUGGUCUCCUGGUCACCAGCGUGUCUACAGGGUUUCUCGUAACCUGGAGCCGCCGACUGACGCCCACGCUCAUACUGGGGUUUGCAUGCCUGCUCUGCAGCGGAAUUUUCACAUCCAUGCUAGGGAAAGAUAUUCCAACGUGGAUAGCAAUGAUUCUUAUCGUACCGUCAGGAUGUGGUCAGGGUUUCGCAUUCCCCACAACCAUGCUGUCGGUUCUUGCUGUCAGUGCCCAAGACGAACAAGCGGUGGUUACGACAACGCUUGGAUUGUUCCGCAACCUUGGCUCCGUGAUGGGUGUCGCCAUUAGCAGUUGGGCUUUGCAGAAUGCGCUCCUCUACUAUCUAGAUGGAAAUGUAUCGGGACCAGAUAAAGCAGAUAUCAUCCGGCAGGUUCGCAGAUCCAUCAGUGCCAUUUCUCAUCUUGAUCCGUUACAUAAAAUCGAAGUUGUUCAUGCAUACGAGCUGGCACUCCGCGUAACAUUCCUCUCGGGCAUCAUUUCUGCUGUGAUUGCAUUGGCUCUGGUUGUUCCAAUCAAGCUCCCGCGGCUGCGGCGAAAGGAGCGAAAUGUAUGA
Messenger RNA from Paracoccidioides lutzii Pb01, 1851 nucleotides. RefSeq names its product multidrug resistance protein fnx1. Gene Ontology annotation, cellular component: fungal-type vacuole membrane. Bases 1 to 1851 code for a protein of 616 amino acids. Gene Ontology annotation, biological process: transmembrane transport; basic amino acid transport. Gene Ontology annotation, molecular function: basic amino acid transmembrane transporter activity. The transcript has 2 exons. The record is from RefSeq and is a predicted model, not a curated record.